Molecule: messenger RNA, 480 nt
Organism: Verruconis gallopava
Lineage: Eukaryota; Fungi; Ascomycota; Dothideomycetes; Venturiales; Sympoventuriaceae
Exons: 2
Coding region: 1-480 (159 amino acids)
Molecular function (GO): carbon-sulfur lyase activity
Source: RefSeq, a predicted model, not a curated record
AUGCCUUCCGGCGGUUGUUUCUGUGGAAAUGUUCGCAUCUCCUAUCAAGGAGAGCCUAAAAGGAAGGUUCGUGCUCGCCCUUUCUAUACGACAAGUUUUGUUUCCAGCAAAAAAGCCAACAUUCGUGCCACACAGGCUUUGUGCCACUGCGUCGACUGCCGAAAGAUCUCCGGGAGCACAUACUCGACAAAUAUCCUAGUGGCGGAGAAUGAUUUUACAGUUUCCGGCAGUCCAAAGCAAAUUUCCACGACUGGCGAAAAUGGAAACAUGAUUACCAGCUAUUUUUGUGGCGACUGCGGUUCAACGCUCUGGCGUGAGGGCGUGGGGUUCCCCGGGCUGAAGAUUAUCAAAGCCGGAGUGAUGGACGACUUAUAUGGAUUGGACAACGCGAAACCAGAGAUUGAGUAUUAUUCAGAGCGUCGCGUUGCAUGGGUACCUCAGAUUCCAGGUUCUGAUGGCAUGCUCAAGAUGGGAGCAUAG